AUGUCACUCAAUGGACUUGACGAUCCCAAGGUGGUUGAAGCAUAUGAAGCUGCAACUGCUGAACCUGGAGGCUGGUUUCUUUUAAAAUAUGAAGGUCGGGAUGAGGUUCAGGUUUACAAUCGUGGCAAGGGCGGCAUUGGGGAAGCGCGCAACGCCGUCGCCGAGUAUGACGAGACGAGUCCUUUAUAUGGCUUCCUGAAAUAUCGAAGGCGGAGUGUAGUGUUCAAAUACCUUCCUGAGGACUGCUCAAGAAUCAUCCAAGCACGUGUUGCCGUUCACUUCAACGCCGUAUGCGAGCGAUUCUCGCCAUAUGACACAAUCUUCGAGAUUACAACCGCCAGCGAACUGAAAGACAGCAAGUUGUCUGCCGCAUGCUCUCUUCAUACAGCGACGUGCUCGACUUCGUCCUCAACGAGUUCACUACGUCAAAGAAGGCUUAUGGAGAUUGCCGAGGAGAAAGAAGACGAGCAGCGCGCCGCGAACCGACAAUCUCUGCAAGGCGCCGACGACCAAGGGACCCUGGGCCCGACUGACAGGCCUCUGACAGCGGAACCUGUUUCCCUCAACUCGGAUUCUGCGUCGCUUGCCGAGAACAACAACGAGCUCUCGGCGGCUACGAAUGAAGCCUCUCAAUUCAUCGACGUCACGACGCCUUCGGAUUCCGACGUCUUCACAAUGAACUCAUACUUUCACACCAAACCCAAGGUUAAGCUUGGCCCUCGACCUUCAGCUGACGCCCAUGGUCGGCAACAGGUUGCAGGCAACUUCAGGCCUGUAUCCGCCGUACCAGCAGGUUUCAAACUGUUUGGCAAAGUUGGGAGAAGGGGCAAAGGGAGGGACAGCAGCUCCGCAUCACCACUUCGGGAUGAGAAUGGAGACGCUACUUCGAUAGCUGCCGCCAGUAUUGCCUCUGAUGAUACGCAGGAUCGGCCGGGGACGAGCUCAAGUUCCGUGACCGACUCCGCUCCGCUGCCUUCUCCCACAAUGAAGAAGCCAGCCAUCAGCCGGGAGAAAGCCAGGUUAAUGAAGGCCAUGAAGCUGAGAGAGGAGAAGAAGAAGAUGAGCAUGAUCUCUUCGGCGGAGAAGCCCUCAGCAGAUGGGGCAGGGGCAGUAAACACCGAGGAAAACGUCGCACGAGGGCCCGAUGAAGCCAUGCCGACGCCCGAACCCGACGCCUACUCUGAGAAGCGUGCCUACCGUCUGUCGUUGAACAGGGACGAAUCCGCCCUCGUCACGGACAACUGUAGCCAAUCAUUGAUCACCGCGGACCAGAGUUCCCUCCUGACUCCAUCCGACUCUCACCCGGCAAGCCCCGUCGUCGGCUCUUCGGAAACAGGGCACUCUUCAAAGGCGUCGUCCAUAUCAGAGCCCACGGACGAAGCGAUGCAAGUCAAAGACAAGCAAGCUACGCCACAAGACGAGGCAUUCAAAGCAAGUCACCCUUCAGUUGCGAUUGUAGCCAAAGUUGCAGAGGAUCCCGCUGCCACAGUCGCCCAGCCGCCCACAGCAAGCAACUCGGAUGAGAAUGGCGACGUUGCUCCCUCCAAAGGCGAGACCUCUGAAAGCGCUGCUUUAGCGGUUCCCAAGCUUCCCGCCCACGAUCCCGCGAGACGUGUCGACGAUGGCCAUGCUCCCACAACCGUCGCGUCUACGCCGCAAGACACAGCCGCACUCUCGGACCCCACAUUCUCGGCGGGCAUUGCGGCGCAGUUUUCGUGUGAGAAAGACGAGACGCCGGCGCAGGAUCUCUGCACCGCUGUCGAGGCAGCGCCGCAGCCAGGCGCCACCACCCCCCCCGCACCCGUCGAAGAACACGCGGCCAAGGUAAGCCAAUCUGGAACGUCGUUAUUGGCCGUCAAGAAUGAGCCAAGUGAACGGCGUUCGCACAAGGAAUCCGCGCAGACAACGGCAAACUGGGAACAGCAGGCCGAGACCACGAGCGACAGCUGUUCUCAGAGUGUCGUACUCGAGGAAGGCACACCAAUCACCAUCAUCAGGACCCCAGUCACUUCCAACUUUCCCCCGGGCCCUCUCAAAGGAGAAGACGAGCGGCCAUUGUCGGCGCAUACAGUUCGCACAGUCUCCAACCCCGUGCGCGGAAACCUGAUCAGCCCUGCAGACCCGUCUCAGCCGUCGGCGCGAUCGCUGAGCUCGGGCGCCGCCUACGUACAUCACUUGGGGCAGCAACAGCCGGGCGGCCAUCUGCUCAAGAAAUCCAACAUUGGCUCCAGCAUCUCUCAGCGAAUCAAGGCGCUGGAGAAGCUAUCCGCAGGCUCGGCAGGCUCGGCAGACGCUCCGGCGCCCGGCGCGAGGGAGAGGCCGUCUUCGACCUUCUUCGCGGUCAAGAAACGAGAGGCAGCUCGAGCAAGCUCUGUCAUGGCCAGGGCAAACUCGUUCCGAAACCAGACUCCGCCGUCGCCUGAUCAGACGCAUGAUUCGUCGCCAGAGGCGGGCAGACGUAAUCGACUGGAGCGAUCUGGAUCCGUGACGAGCCGAUUGUCCCUGUUCGAAACGCCAAUCACCAGUCCCAGCAAACGGACGCUGGGACCAGCUCCCCCCACCGGCGGCAGCAGCAACAGCAACAGCAGCGGCAGCGGCAGCGGCAGCAACGCUGGACGUGGCAGACCCGAGGCCGUUUCGGUCAUGGCUCGAAUCAUUCGCGAUCCGAACCAGUCGGCGCAAACUGGGUUUGACCCUUGCAGAGAUCCAUCCGAGUACGGCCACCUCGAGUUGAAGCAGUCGCCGCUGUUGGUUGACCAUCACACCUCCUCCCUGCCAGACAGAGCUCAACAUCACCAUCAGCAGCCCCCGGCUGAAGCGGCUCAGCAAGCAAAGUUGAAGAGGUCCCGGCCGCCAUCCAUCAGCAUAGUCAAGGGUCUCAUCAAGGAGAGACGCAGGUCGGCCGCCUCGGACGCGGAAAACUCGCUUACCUCUCCUGGCCGGGCCGAGUCGGCGCAUGCAAACGCUGCCUUUUCUCCUCGCCUGUCCCUAAGCAGCCACAGGUCAUCCUUUAGCAAGGACCGAGACCUUGUCCUGUCGUCUGGCGAGUCCGGCUCGGGCGACGACGCCAAGUCGUACAAGAAGCUGUCCCGAGCUGGCCGGUUCAUGCGGCGGCUUUCCAACCUAUCCAGCUCCAAGUCCAAGAACAGCAACAAUAACAACAGCAGCAGCAGCAGCAGCAGCAACAAUAACAACAACAACAACAGCAACAACAUCUCUCCCCUGCCAAACCACAGCACCAGGGACCAAUGUCUCGAGCCGGCGCAGGCCCGACCGUCCACCACGGGGACGCCCAGCAUCGUGACGUACAUGGGAGACGUCAACGUUCAGUUCCCCGACAACCUGCUGUGGAAGCGGCGGAACAUGUGCCUCGACUCUCAGGGCUUCCUGAUCCUCAGCGCCCUUCCCGCCACGACGGGCCGGCCCGCGCCCGGCACCAAGCGCUACCACGUCGGCGAGUUCCGGGCUCCCUACAUCCCCGACGUGGAGGUGCAGGAGCUGCCAAACAGCGUUGUCCUGGACUUUAUCGAGGGUUCGGGAAUCCAGGUCGCUUGCGAGGACCGCAACGGACAGCUGAGAGUUUUGCAGAUUUUGCAAGACGCCCACUCGACGCGAGGCAGCAGCACCUAUGCUCUAUGA
Ustilaginoidea virens is the source of this 3639-nucleotide messenger RNA. RefSeq lists its product as uncharacterized. Lineage: Eukaryota; Fungi; Ascomycota; Sordariomycetes; Hypocreales; Clavicipitaceae. The transcript is spliced from 4 exons. The coding region runs from base 1 to 3639 and encodes 1212 amino acids. The record is from RefSeq and is a predicted model, not a curated record.